CAAGUCCAACGCUUGCAUUAGGUAACAUGAAAUUUUCCAUCGCUCUCGUCCUCCUAUUUUGUGGAGAAGCAGCAGCCAGUGGACGGCAUCGUAAAGCCUGCGGAGAAUCCUCAGGUUGCAACUAUGUUGUCGUACCGCACGAAGCUGGGGAAGCGCCUGGUAACGAGGACUUUGCUCGGCUCUUGCUGGAGGCCCACGAUGGCCGUAGAACAGAGGAUGUAAUGAGCAUUGUCACAACGCUCAACCCCUCCGAUUCUGGAGUACUAUCCCCGUCUGCUUCACCGCCUAGUUCCGGUGGCGGAGUUCCUUCUCCUACGGCUACCUCCGGAAAUGGCGACGCAUCUCCAGACAGUGAUGGCUCGAAUUCCGAAAUGUCAUCGCCGCCGGAUGGCUCUGGACCCGGUUCUUGCCAAACGGACGAAGGAUUUUUUGGUUCGAUGGAGGGAAAUCAGGUGACCGUUACUUUCGGGUACGAACUGGAAACGGACGCGACCUUGACAUCCGAGACAUUGGUGACCGACGCUCUUCCUCCUCUGGAAAAUUCCUUCAAUGACUAUCUUUUGCCAACGUUGUUUCCAUCGGAUUGUGCUCAAGGAACUCGCCAGCGCAAGCUACAAGGUGUGCAUCGCCGACUCCGACUUAUGGGGAUCAGUGUCCGCCCCGACGAUACGCCUUUGGAAGAUGUUGUAUGCGCUGGCCAAAGCGACCCCGGUAAUAGCUGUGUCGUGAUCCGCGGUCAAAUAUCCUUGUUUAUUGAUGAAUCCACUAGACGUCUGCAAGAAGAGAGUGCCCUCGUUCAAAGGACCAUCCAAGUGGGGAUGUCCACCGGAGCUUUUGACGACGCCCACCCUGGAAUUGUUCGAGUCUCGUAUGUUGAUCUUGAAGGCUCGGGAUCUGGCGUCUCGCCUCCAGUCAAUGAAGGUGACAGGGACGCCCCCCAAGACAGCAGUAGUAGUAGCAAUGGUUUGCUGAUUGGUCUCAUGAUCGCCGGAGCUGGAACACUUUUUAUUGUCCUUGGGGCGAUCAUGUACCGCCGUAAGAAGUCAAAAGACAUUGAUGAUUCCGAUCCAGCAUCGACCAUUGGACCCGAAACGACAUUGGGACACGAUACGGUAGCCGACGAAACCGAUGAAGGUCCAGAAGCUGGUAAAAGCUCCCCUCAGAGAGCCAGGGCUUCUUCAGGCGAAUACUCGGCGUUGACAGCUCCCUUUCCGUCUACAGGAUCGGUAACUACAGUUGAUUCGAAUUUUGUGAAGCGAUUCGAACAUGUGUAGACGUGAAAAAAAGAUCAUUCCUUUGCAGAGCGGGUUUCAUAAACACUACGAGUGCCCUCGAUCUAUUCAUAUUCGUCGAAGUAACUAGAAUGGCGUUCAUAUUAUAGUACUGUGUGUUACCAAAGU
Molecule: messenger RNA, 1400 nt
Organism: Phaeodactylum tricornutum CCAP 1055/1
Lineage: Eukaryota; Bacillariophyta; Bacillariophyceae; Surirellales; Neidiaceae
Exons: 2
Coding region: 27-1274 (415 amino acids)
Source: RefSeq, a predicted model, not a curated record